AUGGCUUCCGACCAGGAAAGGCAGGAUAGCCUCGUCAUCACGACAUGCAUUUUCACGGCCAUUGCGACAAUAGUGGUUAUGGCGCGAACGUUCGUCCGGGCUGUUUUGAUUCGUAAGCCUGGGCUGGACGACUAUACAAUGAUUGUUGCAAUGGCCUUCUCCCUGGGGUAUCUCGUGGAGGUGUUCGUUGGCAAGGCAAAUCACAUAGGGUUCUCCAGUGACACGCUGUCGAUUGAAAACAUGGUCAGCCUCCUGAAGAAUACCUUGGCUAUUCAAGUCACAUACUACGUUUGCGUUUCCACCAUCAAAAUUUCCAUUCUGUGCAUGUACCUCCGAUUUGCCGUUACAAGGACGUUCAACGUGCUUUGUCUCUAUACGAUCGGAUUUCACGUGAUAUUUUUCAUAAUUUGUAUCGUCGUUACGCUUGCUCAAUGCCAGCCACUUCACAGGAUGUGGGAUUUGACGAAGACGGUGCAAGGACAUUGCAUUAAUACCACUGCCUUCUUCUACUUUACCUCCGGAUUUAAUAUCAUUACCGAUAUCUGGAUUCUAGUUCUACCCAUCAAAACCCUGAUGGGCAUUCUUCGGCCUCGUAAAGAAAAGAUUGCUCUCACCAUCAUUUUCGGCGUCGGGGCCUUCGCUACAAUCACAUCAAUCGUGCGACUCCAUACAAUCUACACAUACACCCUCGCCGAGGAUCCCUUCCGAGAAAGUAUCCUCGUCAAUAUUUGGUCCAUCCUCGAGAUCAACAUUGGCAUCAUCUGCGCAAGCGUCCCGGCUCUAAAACCUUUAUUCACCCCCAAAGCCCUCCGAGAGGCCACGAGUCGAAAGAAACGGACCGGAUAUCAAUACCACAGCCAAGAAAGAUCUGGCUUCAACUCGAAUACUUCAGAAAAUGGGGGCGCUGGCGACCAACCAUAUGCGAUGGACCACCUCGGUGGACAGGGAGGCUCCAAGACAGUGACACGGAGUACAUCUCGCGUGUCAGGGAGCGAAGACAGUAUAUUGAGAGAAUAA
Messenger RNA from Colletotrichum truncatum, 1017 nucleotides. RefSeq lists its product as uncharacterized. The record is from RefSeq and is a predicted model, not a curated record. Lineage: Eukaryota; Fungi; Ascomycota; Sordariomycetes; Glomerellales; Glomerellaceae.